Messenger RNA from Amoebophrya sp. A120, 2925 nucleotides. NCBI's taxonomy places the organism in Eukaryota, Dinophyceae, Syndiniales, Amoebophryaceae. The record is from the annotation of a GenBank genome assembly.
AUGGGGGGAAAGUUAGGCACUACGGCGAGUGUUGCAGGGCAGGACGAUCGGUUCGCGGGAACGAAAUCUGGGCUCGUCUUUGAAGGCGAGGGAGCGGACAAUGCAGGCGCGAAUCAGGCAACCCUCGGCCGACUCGUUUCCUCGGUGUCCGUGCAGUCGCACGCGUCGCAGCCUGUCGACGAAAGAUUAGGCAGUGCUGGCGGGCCCUCGGCAAGUUUACUGGCGCACGCUUCAUCAGGACCACGAGGUGCUGCGCUACGACAAUCUGUAUCUUCAUCCACUAUAGGAGCUGACACGAAGCAGCGACAGGAUGUGGCCCGCUUAGCCAAUUACAUCACAAAAAGCUUGCGCUUGGGUCUGCUGCAAAACCCAAUUGCAGAAGCUGAGAACAAGUUGCUAGAGGUGAAAUCCUCAAACAAGGCCGCUGUGACGGACUUGGAGGCUUUCCAGUGUUUCGAAAAGAUGAAGAAGCUAUACAAACUGAAGCUUGAAAGGGAACAGCAGCUUCUUGCGCUCACCCAUGCCGACAGCAGAGCACAGGCAAGAACAGAUGUCGUGUCACCACCAGAUCAUGAAAAUCAGUUCUACGCCGAAUACCGCCUCUCCGCCACACGGCACCGAUUGCGUCGGGAUAUCCGGGACUUGAAGGAGCAAACUUCCGACCAGAGCCUGUACUAUGCCAACCAGGUCCACGCGAUGAAGGAUUUUCUGUGGCAGUUGGGGUAUAAUUUCGAUGAGAAACAGACUUGUGAAAAAACGCUUUUCGCACUGGAGCUGCUUCAUAGCGACGAAAUCACUUUGGUUGAGGUGCUGUUUGAUCUGGUUCGGGAGUAUUUACCGGAGAGGGAAGCGGAAGAACAGUACAGGAUGUACUACGAAGGCCUGUUGGAGGAAGGAGGCGACCACGACGUGCAUGGCUGGAAGUACGGUGCAGCAGGGUCUCCUUUCAACACCUCCCCCAACGGCGGUGCGAGUUCCGACGAAGACAGCGAUGCAUGGACGUCCGAUGAAGAGUCUGACUUUUCCUUGGAGAGUGCCAGUGAGGACUUAUCGAACGAAGAAGCGGACUUUUCUGAUGCGUCCUCAGAUGUUGAUGGCUACAGUGCCAACAAGAACCAAAAUAACCAAGCGUCCGCUCGGUCUUCACUUCUCGACUCUGAGCGCACCGAUUCAGAGAAAGAAGAUCAACACAACACCAGUAAGCACUCCUCGCAAAUCCGUGCUAAACUCAAGGAAAUGAAGCGGAAGGGGAAACGACCACCGCCGCUCGCAGAAUUCCUUCGCUGGAUGCAGCCAGAUUACACACCAAAUGGGGCAGCUGCAACUACAACGACUUCAGGAAAUAGUACGAGAAAGGCUCAGUUCUAUGAUAAUUCCUCAAAGGUGGAACAAGUACACGAUCACCAGCCGCAAAGCGCCACCAGUUCUUUCGACUUUGACCCUGACGCACGGGCUUUGGCGGCCAAAGCGGUUCAUUUGCAAGACCAGGCGAUCGAAAGAAUAGCAGGCCGGAACAACCGAGGUGCAGAGCCGAGUUAUGGCAGAUCCAACGACAAGAACACCCACGAUCGUCGAGAUGGAACUCCACCUGCUUUGAAGCCGCAAUACUCCCGCGCGCUCGAUCACCCGGAGUUCGCCAAUUACCUCCGACAAGUCCGCCGCAUCGACCCGGCGGAGUUUUGUGCUUUCUUGUCGGCCUUCCUUGGCGUUAGCGGAACAACGACCUGGGUCAACCAGCAAAUGCCCCCUGCGCAGGCAGGAGGUGGCAGGUCGGACGCAACUAUAGCAGCUUCGUCAGUGGGAACUGGCCAGGGGGGCGGUAAAAACGGCACAACGGCUGCAAAAACACCAAGCGUUGGGGAGGACCCGUUGCAGCCGGCGAACUUCAAGCCGCUCAGGUUGGUGCCAGAUGCGACGGUUGUCGAAACGCAGCCAAAUAACGGGCAUUUAUUGCAAGUACUACCAGAAGCUUACAACACCAAUCCGCAAGUGCUGCAAGUGCAGUACCAAAAGUCGCAGUCCGAGGACUUUCUUCACCAGCUGAAGCGGCGUCUUCUGACCAAGCACGAGGAGCUCCUGAAGCUGCAGGAAGACUGUGGCUGCUUCAUCAACCACGAAGAAUGGGAGAAGUAUCACGAGAAAAAAGUGUCACAGUUACACGUUUGUUGGAGUUUCCGCAUCACAGAUUUUCCCUGUGUGGUAGAAAAACUUGUAAUGCGAAGAUCAUAAGGGAAAACAGGAAGGAAACGAGGCUCCCAAGCAUUUCCUGCAUGAGAGAGGUUGUCUGUGUUGCCGGUCUUGCAACGCAAUGUGUAACUGUAACACUUUUUUCUUGCGAUAAGAAGCAGUGCCAGCCCGUGGGUUUCGCGAACGAGGCCUUCAACUGGGCCAGUGGGAAGAUCAACUUCGCCCAGCUGUGCGCCAGCUCGGAGCUACAGGAGGGAGUGCUGAUUCGCUGCCUGAAGUCCUUGGAAGAGCUGCUGCGCAAGAUCAAGACGAUCGCGUGCGACCUGAAGAUGGUCAGCCUAGAGCUACUGGCGCUCGACGCCAUACAGAUGGUGAAGAGGGACGUGGUUUUCCUCCCCUCGUUGUACUACGAAAACAUUGACCUCACUGCACGUGGCGAAAGUGGUCGAGAUGAGGAGUAGCUAAUGUCGUCGUGAAAGUUCCUGGCCUUAACUUCGGUUGCGGUUCAUCGCUUUUGUAUAAUCAUCAAUCGAAAUCCUGGACCUCAUCGUAUUGCAUCUCGGCCGUCGUGGCUUUGUAGCUUUCUGCUUCUUGUUGUUGAGCCGCAAACGAAGCGAAGACCACGAAAUAGAGCGUUGAGACCGCAGCUCUCGAAGAGGUUGAAGCGACGCUGUGCGUUUUCUCUCAUUGUUCAGCCUACUCCUGCGCCCGUGAUUCUAUGCGCGGCAAACCUAAAAU